Messenger RNA from Sorex fumeus (smoky shrew), 611 nucleotides. It is a transcript of the gene IL25, whose product is annotated as interleukin 25. The record is from RefSeq and is a predicted model, not a curated record. Gene Ontology annotation, molecular function: cytokine activity. NCBI's taxonomy places the organism in Eukaryota, Metazoa, Chordata, Mammalia, Eulipotyphla, Soricidae. Gene Ontology annotation, cellular component: extracellular region. Bases 1 to 498 code for a protein of 165 amino acids. The transcript has 3 exons.
AUGAACCGGGUGGUCGUGUUCUUGGCCAUGGCCAUGGGCAGCCUGCGAGACCUGGAGGCCUGCACGCACCGGCACAUCUGCUUUCACAGCAGAGAGCAGUUCCUCAUGGAAGAGUGGCCGAAGUUGGACUUUGCUUUCAUGCCUCACCCCAGAGCGGUCAGCAUCAGUCAGUCCCCAAUGAACUGCAACGCCAGUGCUGAUGGGCCUCUGAACAGCAGAUCCAUCUCCCCUUGGAUAUAUGAGUUGGACCGGGACCCUAACCGGUUUCCCCAGGACCUUUACCACGCCAGGUGCCAGUGCCCACACUGCGUCAGCCUGCAGACGGGCUCCGACAUGGAGCCCCGGGGCAACUCGGAGGAGGUCUUCUACAACCAGACGGUCUUCUACCGGCGGCCCUGCCGGGGCCGGCACGGUGGCCCCGACAGCUACUGCCUGGAGCCCCGGCUCUACCCCGUCUCCCUGGCCUGCGUGUGCGUGCGCCCGCGCGUGUCGGGUUAGGGUCCCGACGGGGGUCCCUGGCGGGAGCGCGGGGGGGCCGGGGUCUCACCACCUGCCGCACUGAGCCAGACGCCAGAAGACGCCGCCCUCCGAAGGCCCUCCGGCGUGGCCAG